AUGCCUCUUUACAACAUCACUCUGAAGGAGGGGUCUUCCCCGGAAGAGCUCGAGAAGGCCAAGGAUGACGUUCGCGCCAAGGGUGGAAUCAUCAAACAUGAAUACAGCCUCAUCAAGGGCUUCACUGCGGAGUUCCCUGAGGACCUGGCUCAGACCCUCGACUCGACCGAACACAUCCACGUCGAGCAGGACGGUGUAGUGUCGACCCAAUAA
Penicillium cinerascens is the source of this 213-nucleotide messenger RNA. RefSeq lists its product as uncharacterized. The transcript is spliced from 4 exons. Gene Ontology annotation, molecular function: endopeptidase inhibitor activity. The coding region runs from base 1 to 213 and encodes 70 amino acids. The record is from RefSeq and is a predicted model, not a curated record. NCBI's taxonomy places the organism in Eukaryota, Fungi, Ascomycota, Eurotiomycetes, Eurotiales, Aspergillaceae. Gene Ontology annotation, biological process: vacuole fusion, non-autophagic.